Aspergillus bombycis is the source of this 1686-nucleotide messenger RNA. RefSeq lists its product as uncharacterized. Gene Ontology annotation, cellular component: endoplasmic reticulum; membrane. Gene Ontology annotation, molecular function: long-chain fatty acid-CoA ligase activity. The record is from RefSeq and is a predicted model, not a curated record. NCBI's taxonomy places the organism in Eukaryota, Fungi, Ascomycota, Eurotiomycetes, Eurotiales, Aspergillaceae. Bases 1 to 1686 code for a protein of 561 amino acids. The transcript is spliced from 4 exons.
AUGGCUUCGGAAACGUCGCUAGCUGCCAAGCUAGAUACAUUGGUCGCUGACGUCCUGGCUGACUGGAACAUAUACACGACUCUCAUCGCAGGGACUAUUGUCACCUUUCUUAUUUAUUCAUUUGCUACGUCCAAGGAGCCAGACAUUCACCCAUUUUUGCUGGCUCGUCAGUCAACAGCCUUCCCUGUCCGCCAGCCUGGCGAAUCCGCCGCCUACCGCAGUCUUGAGACCCCACACGGCUUCCCCCUUCGGUCCGGGCUGAACGUCAAGGACCCCGGAGCACCGAAAUGGACCGCUGGACGAAAAGGUGACUUGCGCGAUGUCUGGAAAACUGCCGUUCGAGGAGCUGCAGAGGACAACAAGUUAUCUGGAAAACAGGGAAAGAUCUAUACUGUCCUCGGAAGAAGGGCGAUAGAGCAUUCGUUGGAACAAGUAACGCAAGAGAUCAAUGUCAUUGGGUCUCGCCUGCAAUCCUCCAAGGCUAAAAUAGUUGCCGUCUGCCUUACAGACUCGGUUGAGCUUUUGGCCUCAAUAUUCGCUGGUGCUUUCUAUGGGUUCAAGAUCAUCCUUAUCCCUCACAACCUUGACCCCAAUGACCUAUCUACUCUCCUGCAGAAAUCCCAGGCAGAUGUAUUGAUUGCGGAGGCGGGCGCACUUGAUUUGUCUCUUGUGGCGAAGAGUAACGAGCAACUUUCUCAGGUCAUCUGGGUUGCGAAGCUCGGUAGUAGGCAUAUGGACUGGAAUGACGUGCCUGGUGAUGUCAAAGGUACUCUGGAGGUUGCUGUCUGGCACGAGAUAGUAGAAGAGAAGAAGGACUUGGCUGGGCUUGAUGUUCCCAGCUGGGAGCCGAACAGCCCCUCAUAUUCCCUUAGUACGGUUUGGCCAUCCGCCUCAGGAGCAGGCGAGUUCAUCGAGUAUCAGCCAGCGAAUUUGAUCUCCGCCAUCGCUGGAUUGACUUAUUCCUUGCCUCGUAAUGAGCGGUUCAGCCCUAGUGAUCUGGUGCUUUCGACUGAUUCCCUUUCUCGCUCCUAUCCGUUAUGUCAGGUAAUGGCCGCUCUGUACUCGAAUGCCUCCGUUGCAGUGAACUCUGUUGCUGGGGAAGGUGUCGACUUCGCUUUGGCUACCGUUGGAGUAUCUCCAACUGUGGUUAUUGCCUCAUCUCGCACAAUGUCCGAUUACCAUAACAGGUUCAUGGAACCACAUUCCGGUAUCGUCUCUUCCCUGGCUCGUUGGUUCGAUGUGAGGAAAUUAGAUGCUGGAGUCAUGCCCUCUCAUGGCAUGUUCAGUCAGGUUGCCAAUAUUGGACCGAUGGCCGAGCUCUCACUCGACAAGCUUCGCCUCUUAUGUAUCUCGCACCGUGCGGACGCCGACCCCAAGGUUCGCCUUACCUCCGGACAGUUAACGGAUUUGAAGAUCUUUACUGGGGCUCGUGUGGUCUACGCCUUGACUGGUCCAGGCGUCGCCGGCGCUGUCUCUCAGACGAAUGUAUUUGACUAUAGGCGCUAUCAGGGCCAAAGUCACUUCGGAGCUCCUUUAAGUAGCGUUGAAGUUGUUCUUACCGGUGUCUCGGAAGACAAGGAAAAUGAGGGACAGAUUACUGUUUCUGGCCCUGCCGUUGUCUCUGGGAAAACCACGCUAGCGGUGCAAGGCCGUAUCCGUGACGACAACACAUUAGAGUUGUGCUAA